Messenger RNA from Trichosurus vulpecula (common brushtail), 5549 nucleotides. It is a transcript of the gene ABCB11, whose product is annotated as ATP binding cassette subfamily B member 11. Lineage: Eukaryota; Metazoa; Chordata; Mammalia; Diprotodontia; Phalangeridae. Gene Ontology annotation, molecular function: ATP binding; ATP hydrolysis activity; ABC-type transporter activity. Gene Ontology annotation, biological process: transmembrane transport. The record is from RefSeq and is a predicted model, not a curated record. Gene Ontology annotation, cellular component: membrane.
CCCUUUCCUGGUGAAAGGCAUCAGACAUAGUUCCUGCAUCUGUCUGCUAGAAUGCGAUUGCUAUUUUAGAAGAGAGAUCCACUAUCUCAGAAUCCAUGCUGAUAACUUUUAAAGAGCUUCCCUGCUGUGUAUGUGCUGUUAUUGCUUUGAGUAGGUAACCCCUCCUCUUAUGUCACCGUCCUGAGCUUUGGGACUGCCUCAGGGCCAUUGACCCACAAACAAAUAGAUAAUGUUAACUAAAACACCUGAAUUCUGAUCAAGCCUUUAAAGAGAUGAAAACUGGGGCUGGAAAAGGAUGAAAUAUCUCUUGACUCCCUGCACUGAAGUAGUUUCUUUUGGCUCAUCCAGGUCUAUGCCCACAGGGUCAUUGACUGAAGGUAGAAAUAAUCAUGUCUGAUUCAGUCACUCUACGUGGUGUUAAAAAAUUUGGAGAGGAGAAUCAUGCCUUUGAAUCAAAUGAAUCAGAUACCAACACUAAGAAAGCAAGGUCACAAGAUGGGAAGAAAAAGGAACGCAUUCAAGUCAGCUUCUUUCAAUUGUUUCGAUUUUCUUCGGCAAGAGACAACUGGCUGAUGUUUGCGGGAAGUUUAUGUGCACUUCUACAUGGAUUGGCCCAGCCAGGAAUGUUACUUGUUUUUGGCAUGAUGACAGAUGCUUUUAUUGAAUAUGACAUUGAGUUACAAGAGCUUAGCGUCCCUGGUAAGAUUUGUGUGAACAACACCAUUGUGUGGGCCAACAGCUCCCUCAACAGCAAUGAGACUAAUGGGACUCGUUGUGGGGUUUUGGAUAUUGAAAGUCAGAUGACCACGUUUGCCAGUUACUAUGCCAUAGCCGGUCUUUUGGUUUUCGUCAUGGGAUAUCUCCAAAUAUUCUUUUGGGUAACUGCUGCAGCUCGUCAGAUACAGAAAAUGAGACAAGUUUACUUUAGGAAAGUAAUGAGAAUGGAAAUAGGCUGGUUUGAUUGCAAUUCAGUGGGAGAGCUGAAUACCAGAAUCUCAGACGAUAUUAAUAAAAUCAAUGAGGCCAUUGCUGACCAGGUCGCCAUCUUUGUCCAGCGCAUGACCACUUGUAUUGCUGGAUUCCUGUUGGGAUUUUUCCAAGGCUGGAAACUGACUUUGGUUAUGAUUUCAGUCAGUCCUCUCCUUGGAGUAGGAGCAGCAGUCAUCGGUCUGAGUGUGGCCAAACUCACUGCCAGAGAGUUGAAGGCAUAUGCCAAAGCCGGAUCUGUGGCUGAUGAAGUUCUUUCCUCAAUUAGAACAGUGGCUGCUUUUGGUGGUGAAAAGAAAGAGGUAGAAAGGUAUGACAAAAAUCUUGUGUUUGCCCAGCGCUGGGGGAUUCGAAAAGGGAUGAUAAUGGGACUAUUUACUGGAUAUAUGUGGUGUAUCAUUUUCUUCAGUUAUUCAUUAGCUUUCUGGUAUGGCUCAAAACUUGUCCUGGAUGAAGGCGAAUAUACACCAGGAGUUCUUCUACAGGUUUUCUUUGGAGUCUUGGUAGGAGCUUUAAACCUUGGUCAGGCAUCACCUUGUCUGGAAGUUUUUGCCACAGGGAGAGCAGCAGCUGCUAGUAUCUUUGACACAAUAGACCGGAAACCAAUCAUUGACUGUAUGUCAGAAGACGGUUACAAGCUGGAUAGAGUGAAGGGUGACAUUCAGUUCCACAACGUGACCUUCCAUUAUCCUUCCAGGCCUGAGGUCAAGAUUUUAGAUAACCUUAGCAUGGAAAUAAAAUCUGGAGAGACAACUGCUUUUGUAGGACCCAGUGGGGCUGGGAAAAGCACAGCAAUACAACUGAUUCAGAGAUUCUAUGAUCCCAGUGAAGGCAUGGUGACCCUGGAUGGACAUGAUAUUCGUUCCCUUAAUAUUCAAUGGCUCCGAUCUCAUAUUGGGAUUGUUGAACAAGAGCCAGUCCUGUUCUCCACCACAAUUGCAGAGAACAUUCGCUAUGGCAGAGAAGAUGCAACCAUGGAAGACAUCAUCAAAGCUGCCAAAGAAGCCAACAUCUACAACUUUAUCAUGAAUUUGCCACUGAAAUUUGAUACGCUUGUUGGUGAGGGUGGAGGCCAGAUGAGUGGAGGCCAGAAACAAAGGAUUGCUAUUGCACGGGCACUGGUCCGGAACCCCAGGAUCCUGCUUUUGGACAUGGCCACCUCUGCCCUGGACAAUGAGAGUGAAGCUAUAGUUCAGGAAGCACUUAAUAAGGCUCAGCAUGGACGUACAACAAUCUCAAUAGCCCACCGCCUGUCUACUGUCCGAGCUGCAGAUGUCAUCAUUGGAUUUGAACUGGGAAAGGCUGUGGAGAGGGGUACCCACGAAGAGCUGUUGAAUAGGAAAGGUGUUUAUUUCACUCUGGUGACUUUGCAAAGUCAAGGAGACCAAAGUUUAAAUGAAAAGGCAGUAGAAGGAAACGGUGUGCCUGAUGAUGCUAAACUGGAGAGAAAGCCGACCUUCCAAAGGGGCAGUUACCGGGACAGUCUACGAGCUUCCCUACGCCAGCGUUCCAAGUCUCAGCUUUCUAACCUGUUGCAGCAGCCUCCGUUACCUGCUUUAGACAACACAUCUGUUUAUGAAGAAGACACCAAGGAUCAUUCUUCUGAAGAAAAAGUUGAACCUGCACCAGUUACAAGGAUUUUGAAGUACAACACCCCAGAAUGGCCUUAUAUGCUGGGGGGUUCCAUCGGAGCAGCUCUGAAUGGUGCAGUCAAUCCUCUUUAUGCUCUUUUAUUCAGUGAGAUUAUUGGGACUUUCUCUAUUCUUGAUAAGCAAGAACAAAAGAAUCGGAUUGAUGCUCUGUGCAUAUUAUUCGUAGCAUUAGGAGUUAUGUCCUUUUUCACUCAAUUUCUACAGGGAUAUACAUUUGCCAAAUCUGGAGAGCUGCUCACCAAAAGGCUACGUAGACUUGGUUUCCAGGCCAUGUUAGGGCAAGACAUUGGCUGGUUUGAUGAUUCAAGGAACAGCCCUGGAGCUCUAACAACAAGGCUUGCUACAGAUGCAUCUCAAGUUCAAGCGGCUACAGGAACUCAGAUUGGGACGAUCGUGAAUUCCAUCUCCAAUAUUGGUGUGGCCCUCAUCAUCUCAUUUAUCUUCAGCUGGAAACUGAGUUUAGUGAUAUCGUGCUUCCUCCCCUUCUUAGCUUUAUCAGGAGCCAUACAAGCUCGAAUGUUGACAGGAUUUGCCUCUUCGGACAAGCGUGUCUUAGAAGCUACUGGCCAGAUUUCUAAUGAAGCCCUCAGUAACAUCCGCACAGUUGCUGGGAUGGGAAAGGAAAUGCGAUUCAUUGAAACGUAUGAGAAGGCACUGGAAAAGCUAUUUGGUACAGCUGUCCGAAAAGCACAUAUCUAUGGAUUAUGUUACGGCUUUGCGCAGGGCAUAGUAUUUGUAACCAAUUCAGCCUCUUACAGAUAUGGGGGAUAUCUGGUUCCUCAUGAAGGACUUCAUUUCAGCUAUGUCUUCAGGGUGAUAUCUGCAGUGGUGACCAGUGGAACCGCUCUUGGAAGAGCCUCUUCUUACACUCCAAAUUAUGCUAAAGCUAAAAUAGCUGCAGCACGUUUUUUCCAGCUCUUAGACUCUUCUCCCAAAAUCAACGUCUACAGCCUUGCAGGCGAAAAGUGGGAUGACUUCAAAGGAGCUGACUUUAUUGAUUGCAAGUUUACAUAUCCAUCCCGACCCACUGUGCAAGUUUUGAAUGGCUCUCCCGUGUCUGUUAAGCCCGGGCAGACCCUUGCGCUUGUUGGAAGUAGUGGCUGUGGCAAAAGUACCUGUGUUCAGUUGCUGGAGAGGUUCUAUGACCCCAGCAAAGGGAAAGUGAUAAUAGAUGGACAUGAUAGCAAACGUGUUAACGUCCAGUUCCUUCGAUCUAAAAUUGGAAUUGUAUCUCAGGAGCCUAUAUUAUUUGCCUGCAGCAUCGCUGACAACAUCAAAUAUGGAGAUAACACUAAGGAUAUUCCAAUGGAGGCUGUCAUUGAAGCAGCAAAGAAGGCUCAGCUGCAUGAAUUUGUCAUGGCACUUCCAGAGAAAUAUGACACUAACGUUGGGGCUCACGGUUCCCAGCUCUCUCGGGGUCAAAAGCAGCGUAUUGCAAUAGCUCGUGCUAUCCUUAGGGAUCCUAAAAUAUUGUUAUUAGAUGAGGCAACUUCUGCCUUAGAUACAGAAAGUGAAAAGACAGUGCAAACAGCCUUGGAUAAAGCCAGAGAAGGACGGACAUGCAUUGUCAUUGCCCACCGCUUGUCCACCAUCCAAUAUUCAGAUAUCAUAGCUGUUGUGUCACAAGGUGUUGUGAUAGAAAAAGGGACUCAUGAUGAACUGAUGGCCCAAGGCGGAGCAUAUUACAAACUAGUCACCACAGGAGCACCCAUUAGUUGACUUUUUCUUCAAGAGCUUUGUACAUCUGAAAUAUAGGCUUCUUCUCAAUAGGUAUCAUACAGUCUUUUGAAAAGAAACCAUGAGGAUCACAGAAGUACAAAAUUUGAGAACUGAAGAGACUGUAAUGGCCCUCUGGUCCAACCCAAACACAAAAGGAAUCCUCGUUAUAAGACAGCCAACAAGUGGUCAUCCAGCCUCUUUGUGAAGACCUCAAAGGAAGGGGAACCCACCCUCUCUCUAGGUAGCCCAGUCCACUUAUGGACAAUUCAUUGUUAGGAAGCUUUCUCCGACGUUGAACCUCAAUUUGUCUCAUUUCAAUUCAUACCCACUGCUUCUGGUUCUGCCUUCUCAGAUCAAACAGAACAAAUCCAAUCCUUCCUCCUUCAAACAUCUGCUGACAGCUGUCAUGUUCCCCAUCAUCCUUCGCUUCUCCAAGCUAAAUAUUCCCAGCUCCUUCAAUCAAGCCUCCUGUGAUGUUACAAGAUAAAAAAAAUGGCUAUAUCAAAGCUAUAUAAAACACACACACACACACACACACAUAUGUAUAUAUAUAUAUAUAUGUUCCAAUCAUAUUUAUGAACAGAAAGGCUCUGACCUAUAGACUUAAAAUGUAGAAAUGAGCAUGCAUCUGAACAGAUGUCACUCAACUUAACCUGAGGAGUGCUCUAACUGGUCAUCCUCAGUGGAGGCCUUGUUAUCACUACGUUGAGAGAUACUUUGAAAAAGUUCAUGUCUUUAGAGCAUCUGUAGUUUCAGAAAUGGAGAGAGGGAAGAAACUGUAAAAAGCAGCAACACCCUAGAGAAAUUAUAGCCAGGGUCUGCCUGCCUAUGUAUUGGCUGACCAAAGUUAUUGUCCCCCACAUUGCCUGGAUAUUUCACUUUUCUAUGUGACAUUACUUAAAAUUCUACCAAUUAGUAGUUCCUAAGGGUGUCCAAGCUUCCUUCUCUGAAGAUAUAGUUAUCCCUAGGAGAUUUAGGGGUCUAGCAGGCCUAUAUUUAUGUGCAUAAAUUCAACCAGAAUACUUUCCUUUCAACACCUAAUCAAGACUACCUACACAGAGAAAAUUGAAGCAUUAAUUGCAUGAUCCAGUGGAAAGACUAUUGUCUCUGGAAUUAGAGAACCUGGGUUCAAAUCCUGACUCAUGCUCACCACCUGUGUGACAUUGGGCAAGUCACCUAACCUACUUAGAC